UCUGUUUGUAACUGACUCCCUGUAACGCUAGCAAUCUGAAUCAGUAUUACUUUAUUUCUGUUAAAAUAACUGCUGCCGUAAUAGCCAAUGCUUUACUCUUAACUAGCAUGUCUUUGCUUGAGCCAAAGCGAUUGGCGACAUUACCGGAAACUAAACUUUUUUUCAGAAUUUGUUUAGCUGGAGUGUGUCAAAAAAGGAAAAAGGGCGGCCGCAGAAGAAAUUGUACUUUUUUUUUUUUCAUCUGUAUACUUCCUUAUUUUUAGGGAUUACCUCGGUGCAUCAUGAUAAGAUUUGUUGAAUGGUGAAACAAGGUCGUUAUUUGCAUGUUGUGAAGAAGCAGGCAGUCUUUCAAGUGAUUCGGAGUCGCGGAGUAUAGCGGAUCGCAGUAUCUUAUCAUGGAAGAUGAUGUGGAGAAAACCCUGCAGCAGCCAAAAACUGCAGAAAAAAAAGGCAAAACUGGUUGGUUGAAAAAAUCAACUGGCAGAAUCCUGGGAACUUACAAAGAUCGUUACAUUCACCUCAACAGAACUGAAGUAUUAGUUUAUGAAAAUGAGGAAGAAAAAGACUUAAUUGAAAAAAUUUGCUUGGAUAAUUAUGAUAAGUGUCAUGAACUCCGAAGUACUUUUAAAAAGAAUCGCUUUAUCUUGAUUCGAUGUUUGAAACCUGGAAACAAGGUGCCUGAUAUAAAAUUUCAAGCACAGACUGCAGAAGAGAAGCAGGAAUGGAUUAAAGCAUUUUCUGAAAGCAUCAACAAGGCAAAGAAUAAAAUAUUUGAUGAGGUCAAAGUUGAUGAAAAUUGUUCUUUAGAGCAUGUGACCCGCUCAAGGCCAAAGGUGACUCAGUCACGAAGACCACCAACUAGACUGCAUUUGAAAGAGGUUGCUAUAACUUCAUCUGAAGGUACUUUGAGGCUGAACCUUGAUGAUAAAACAGAUGAUAUCAGCUAUCUUCAGGAAAAUGCUAAUUGCAUUGAGCCCUCUGGUCCCCUUCCUAACACAGUAGCUAAACCUCCUGUACGUCCAUCUAAAGAAGUUACUCUAUUAUUAGUAGAAAAUGAGGACAAAUCAAAAAUGCCUCCUAACAGGGAGGGCAGCAUUCAGGGCAAUAAUCCUGAAGAUGAUAGCAAGCAGCCUAAGAAAAUUUUGAAACCACCUAUGCCUCCUUUAAAAGAUAACAAACCCUGCUUGCAAGUAAAUACAGAGGAAGGGGAAGAUAAGCCUUUGGAAACUGAAGCGACCACUGUGGUUCCUCCAUGUCCACCAAGUAAGGCUCUCAAACCUCUUGCACCACCAGCAGUAGAAGUUACACCAGUGCUGCCAGUGGCUGAAGUAACAACAGAAGAUCUUCCUCUGGAAAAAGACAAAACUGAUAUUGAGCCUUCAUCUCCAGCCAGUGGAGUUCUUGAAUUACAACCAGAUGUCAUAUUAACAAAUAAUCUACAAGCUGAAAAAGAAGAAAAAGCUUGUGAUGAACCCAAGAGUAAAUAUAUGCCUCCUCCAUGUCCACCAAGUAAACAUCUUAAACCCUAUACUGCACCACCAAAAGAAAUCAAUCUCUCAACAGAAAAUACAGAAGAGGAUACCACCGAUACAAUUACAAACAUGUCUGAGUCCUCUCCAACCCCAUUUAGAAAAAUUGUUAAAAAUGAAAACUUGCCUUCUUUAGUUCACAAAACUAAUCCAUCUAUUGAAGAGGCGCCCAAUGAUUUUGAAAGUUUAAAAGCCCCACCACUUUCUGUUAAUGAGAAGGAAUCAACAGAAGAAAAUCUGAGGGAUACCUCUAAAAACAUAGUCACUAAAGAGCCAACUCCCCAGUCUUUGCCUGAUAAAUCAAUAGGUACACCAGUAUCACUGCCUCAAGAGAAUAAACCUAUUAUUGCUUUUCAUGAUGAUGUUUUUCCAGAGAGUGGCAACAAAAUUAUAUAUAAUUCAUCUCCAGGUAUCACAGGGUUCAAGCGUCCACAGCCUCCUUGUAAAAUUAAUAAAUUGUCCAAUAAAACAUUGACAUUUUCAAAUUCCUCUGCACCUCCUUCUAAGCCCGAAAGUCAGUCGAUAGAAGCUGUUCAGACUAUAUCCACACUUCCUAUAUCACCUAAAAAAAGGAUAGUUAGUUCUGAUACUAUUGUAGCCACCAAGGAAGAUGGUAGUGAACCAAGUUCUUCUCAUGUGAAAGAAGAAGUUCCAAAAGAAAAUUCUGAAUAUAAUUUAGGCAAAGCUGUUGCAGGCUUAUCCACAGCAUUGUGUGAAAAUCAGAAGUAUCCAGAAGUAGAAAUAGGAUGUGUAAAUGAUAACAGUCUAACACAUUCUCAGAAGUGCCCUGUUACUACAUCUGCAGAGCAUAAAACAGAAGUUGUUCAAAAUGGCAAACAAACCUUGGCACAGCAAAAAAUGUAUAGUAAGUCAGAGGGACACUUUAAAUCUGGGAUCGGACGACCUAGAUGCUCUUCACUGGGUGACCUUUUAGCAGAGUCAGAUGUCAAGGUGUCUAGUGAAGAACAGAUUGAAAUCAAAGUACAGUCUGGGAAAUAUAACUAUGAUGAUUUGCAGCAACAGCUUAAUUUGGAAUUAUUGGAAACAGGUGAACUUUUGGAGCAAAUUUCCGACAAAAGGUGCCAGUUACAAGGAACUGGCUCUGGUGCUGAGAGUUUACAAAAGACAGGAGAUGCAUCUGCAGAAAAAAUUCUUAAUGAAGCAGUGGAGAAACUUAAAAAGGCCCAAGUGUUUUUGCAGGAAGUGAAGAAUCUGACAGACACUCAAAAUUCAGGCUUGGCAAGUACUAAAGAAAGCAGAAGAAGGAGUAUGUGAAAAAUAAUCACAAGUAAUUUUUGCACGUUUACUUAAGAGCAUGUUAUGCCAGUGCUUCCAGAUAUUUUAAAGUAUUUUUAUAACAAUUAGCUUACAGCUUUUAUUGACAUUUUGCAAAGAAAUAUAAUAAUUUUAUUUACAUUUUCAAUUAAAUACUUGCCAUGUGUUUCUGUGAAAUGGCAUGUUGUAAACUGAAACAUUUAUUUUUGGACUUGAUAUUAAGUACUUAGACACACAGUUUUUGAAAUGAUAAACCAUAUAUAAUCAAUUUUUCUGCACACAUACAUGUGACCUGGCAAUAGUUUAUGGUUUGUGAACAUAUAUUAUAUACUUUUUACUACAAUAUGUAUAAUAUAUUGUAAAAAUGUAAAAACAUUUUCUUGCCUUUCUCAUAUUGUGAUGUAAUGACAUAGUUAUCAAUAAGAUCAAAUAAGAGAUGAGAAGACCUCCAGCAUACAGUACAACAUAUUUAUCCAUCCAUUCACUCACCCGUUAAACUACUGUACUUAGUCCAGAAUGGAUCACACACAGCUGACAGCAGUGUCAUUUGUAAGACAGAAUGCAACCCUGGAUGAGUUGCUAGUCCAUUGUAUUUAAUGAAAGACACCAGCUAACCUGACAUAUAUGUCUUUGGGAUGUGGAGGGAAACCACAAAGAGAUGGGGGAAAUGGGCCAACUCUGUAGGGUAAAGCAUUGAGCCCAGGUUUGAAUUCAGGACUGUAAACCUAUGAGGCAGCACUCCAACUUUUACAUCACACGAUAUUACACAUAAAAAAGCAAAAAUGUGAUGCAGGUUCUUACUAUAAUAAUUACUCUGUCUUACUGCUUGGGAAGGUAUUGACGUCAUAUCACAUUUGUCCAAUUUAGAGUAAAAUGCAUUCAUUCAUUUUUCAAAUCACAUUGUGCAAUAAAGACUCUGAGUUUGAGUUCAAUGUGAAACCAUAUGAAAACUUGACUAGUGAUUGUUGUUUAUAUAACAUAGAUAUCCAAAUAGUGCAUAUAAUUUGAUUAGUAUCUAUAAAGAUCCAUAAAUAUGCACCUUUUGCAUACUUUGAUGUAAGGGAGGUGAUGUAAAAUAAUGUACACCUUAACAUUUAAUUGCCAGUACAAUUUUUCCUAAUUUUAUAAUCCGUUUCCAUGGUGUGUUUUUCUGUUAGAGUCAACUAUAAUGAAAAAAGGAGGAGAUGCUUUUGUAUUUUGUCAUUUUAUUUAUUAUUAUUAUCUUUUUUUAUCUUUUAUAAAAUGUAUUAAACGCAAGUAAUAUUCCAUACAAUCAAGUCAAACUUAAGAAAACUAAUUUCAAUUCAACCCUCACCCAUGGGAAAGAGAGAAAGGCCAGCAGCCAGAGUAAAACUUUUGAGAGUAGUAAAGAAAGAAAGGAGUCUUUUUCCC
Molecule: messenger RNA, 4196 nt
Organism: Polypterus senegalus (gray bichir)
Lineage: Eukaryota; Metazoa; Chordata; Cladistia; Polypteriformes; Polypteridae
Gene: plekho2
Product: pleckstrin homology domain containing, family O member 2
Exons: 6
Coding region: 396-2804 (802 amino acids)
Source: RefSeq, a predicted model, not a curated record